Messenger RNA from Podospora anserina S mat+, 300 nucleotides. RefSeq lists its product as uncharacterized. The record is from RefSeq and is a predicted model, not a curated record. The transcript is spliced from 2 exons. Lineage: Eukaryota; Fungi; Ascomycota; Sordariomycetes; Sordariales; Podosporaceae. The coding region runs from base 1 to 300 and encodes 99 amino acids.
AUGUCAGCUGCCGAAUACUAUCAACAAGGCCCACCGCAACAGAGCUACGCCUCUCCGCACCCACCACCACAGGCCUACCCUCAAUAUCCCCAACCGUCCUACGGAGGGCCUCCACCACAACAAGGGUACUAUCCACCGCAGGGGCCGAUGCAGUAUCAGCAACAGGCACCCCCGACGAAGAGCAGCGGUGGCGGUGGUUGUCUUAAGGGCUGUCUAGCAGCCAUGUGCUGCUGCUUCUUAUGCGAAGAGGGCUGCGAAUGCUGUGCAGACUGUUGUGAGUGCUGCAUGGAGUGUUGUUAA